Caenorhabditis auriculariae is the source of this 6453-nucleotide messenger RNA. The record is from the annotation of a GenBank genome assembly. Lineage: Eukaryota; Metazoa; Nematoda; Chromadorea; Rhabditida; Rhabditidae.
AUGCUGGAAAGUCGGAGAAAGAGACGAGGCCCCGCCCCUGCUUCCAAACUGGCCGCGCAGCCUGGCGCCGGAAUCGAAAUAAUAAGCAGCCGUGAGCGCGGCUAUUUUUGCGCCGACGGCCGUUUUUUUUCUUCUCCUCUCCAUUGGGCCGGGGACGGACGAUCGAUUGAGCCUCGUGGCGCGGCGCUAUCUCGCCCCGCCGCACAAAAUAACACAGCGACAGACCAGCAUGCCCCUUUUUCAGUUCUUUUUUGUUCGCUUCUUCUUUUUCGUCUUUUCCCGCGCCGCGGCCGCUUGGCCGCUCACAAAAUAGCACACGUCCUCUGGCGCAGCCUUUUGGUCUUCAUAUCGUUUGACAGUCUUUUUUUUUUGAGCCGCGGCUCAGUUUUCUUCGAUCUGUUUUGAAGUUUCGAGAAGCUUUCCUGUGAAGUUACGAUGUUGUAAGAGAUUCAGAUGUUCAAAUUCCUCCUUUUUGCCAAGUUUCGAAGGAAUUUUGAGCCGCGGCUGAGUUUCCGCGAGCUGUUUUGUAGCUUUUGAUGAUUUUUUAUUUGUGAAAAUUUGUGUUUUUUAUCUUAGGAUGCAUUUUGAGCCGCGGUUAAGUUUAAAAAAUCAUAUAAGUCUGUUUUGUUUUCGGAGACAUCCUUUGAAAUCCUCGUUUUCUUCAGUUUUAAGAAAGUAUUUUUAAGCCGCGGCUGAGUUUUUUUGAGAGGGUUUUGUUGAUUUUAUUAUAUAUUAAAGACUGUAAGAAUGGUCUUUUCCCCCUUUUUGCCGAAAGAAAAUUAAGCCGCGGCCAGAUUUUAUAGAAUUUUUAAACCGUCCAGCUAAUUUUAUGUGUUUACUCGUAGUUUCCCGUUUUUUGGGAGAAAUUUGAGCCACUGCUAAUUUUUUCAAUACAUGAAGCUGAGAACUUGUUGUCUUCAGAUUUUCGUGAGAGAAGAUUUCAUCUGCGGCUAAUUUUUUAUAUCUAGUUGGCGUUUUCGUUUGAUUUUUCUGAGGUUCUUAAGCCUCAUGGGAUGAAGUUUGAGCUGCGGCUGAAAGUUGAAUCGAUUUAUAAUCUCUGAUUUUGUGCAAUAAUUAUUAUAUAUCGAAAUUAUUAAUAAGUCUCGGAAGAAAAUUCAAUUUUUAGCCGCUUCCGAGCGAUUUUUGGCGUUUGAAAAUAAAUAUUUGAGCCGUGGCUAUUUUUCGAGGUCGAGAUUAAGAUCCAGAAGUCUUUCUUCAUUAAAACAAAAAAAUCUCAAAAACCAAUUCUUCUUUGAAAAUUAUCAUUUUUUUCAACCGGAAACUUUUAUUUCUCAAAUCUUGACUUUUACGUUCAGAAAAAAGCAGAAAAAUCCAAACUUUGAAUUCGAUCCGAUUUUUUUGUCUUGUUUUAAAGUGACUCACUUUUCUGAUUGAAUAUCUAUCAUGUGAUUCGAUAAUUUAAACGUUUCCAAUAGUUCCUUUCCUGUAGUUUUCCACACAAUGCGUCAUCGAAGCGUUUCCUUUUUAUUUUUUUUCCCUUUCCAGGAAAUUCGGGAUUAUUUGGCCGCCGGCAGGCCGAAAAGCCGUUUUUCGGCCUCCUGCUGCUGCAUUUCGACGCUUUUCAACACGAUAUGAUGGAGGUUGCCGGGGAAACGCCAACACCCGCUGACACCCUUGUAAAAACAUUUUAUUUUCAUCUUUUCGAAAAUCGAAGGGCUUUGAAAACAGGGUAUUCCACUGAAAUUACACAUAAAACUCGAGAAAAGGCGAUUUGAAAGAAAAGUGUGAAUUUAUGGGGUUACGGUAGCCUGGCAGUCCGCAAACGCUACCUUUACACAAAAAAUGUUUAUUUCCCGCGCAAAAUGCCCUUCGGCCUAAUGCCGUGUUCAAUGUGAUUCCGCGAAAUUCAAAAUAGCCGUCAGAGAAAGAGAAAGAUAACUAAAUUUUGGAGGGUCAGAGACAAUUUCUCAUUUCGCGGAAAUUACUUUGAACACGGCAUAAAUUUUGAAACAUUCUUCUCUAAUUUCGAUUUCCCGGUUAGUUUAUAGCGUUUUCAGAUUGUUUAAAGUUGAGAAACAAUACUAUUUUCGAGGCUGAUACUUGAGAUUUUGCCAACUUUAGGUUUAACAAGUUUAAAAAAGUUAUCGUCGUUAAAAACAAUUUUUUUUUGCUAUAUGUGAUUGCAUUUUGAUGUUUAGUCUUCUUUUUCGUUUCAGAGAUACCUAGUCAUCUUUUUAGAAAGUUUGCUUUUAAAUGACUUUGAAAAUUUUGUAUUUUUGAUCUUGAUGGCAAUUUUUUUUUUCUCAUUGUCUUUUCUGGUUUUGAGCGCCGCUAUAUCUUUUUCCAUUCGAACACGGCAAGUUGGCGAAAGAAGUUACUCUAAUAAUUUUUUUUUUUCGUUUUUUUACAAUCCUUUUUCAGACAACAAACUCCGAUGAAUUGAGCGCUGAGCAGGUGUCCAUUCUGGACAAUUUGAUGAACAAUUUGACACAACCAUCGCCGAACGAGUUUGAGAAGCCGCUUGUUGAUAAAUGGUUUAAAAAAUCAUCACUUUUUGAUUCAAAAUAUUCAUUCCAGGGGCACUGAAGUAGUCAUGAGCCAAAAAGGAUCCAGGCUGUUUUACGAUGAUUUAUCGUAUGAAUACCGGUAUUACAAUGCGAAUCGGGACGCCGCUUUGAUUGGUUUCAAAGAAAUUUCGUUGAGGUUUUUUUUGGGGUCUUUAAUUUUGUCAAUUUGUUGAGGUGUUAGUCGAUAACUGUUGUGAACUCUGAGCGAAGAAGCAUUUCCAUGGGAAAAACCGAAACCCCUACGGGAACCACUUUUCUGACUCCUAUAGGGAUUUCUUCCGCCCUAUCCCCCAUUGGGACCACUCUAGAAUUCCUAAGUUUCUCUCCACAAGUUCACUGAUCUUUAGGACGAUUAAAAUGAACUUUUUUACUUUGUCCUCAUGAAUCAUCAGACUCACCUUUGUUCAAUAUAAUAAGCUAUUAAUUCGAUUUGCAGGUGCACCAAAGUCCGCUGCCGCGGCUCGGCAGUUCUCACGCGAAACGAGGAAGUCCACCAGAAAAAGGAGCACGACCCGCCCCACGGACCGCCCAUCGGCCGUCGCGAAGUGCGCAGUUUUUCCGUCCUUCUGUUCUAAAGCCUCUUUGAAAAAUUUAUCCUGCGAUGAUAUACGCGAUUCACCCCGAACUUCUCAUGAAAUUCGAAGAAUUCGUCAUUUUUUUAAAUAGUGUGCAAAAAGGAGAGAUUUGUUUCGCCAUUUCCUUGAUAAUAUAGCGGUGAUUUGAUUUUUUCUUGACCUUUUUUUUUUGAUACUGGGGUUCUUGUAUAUAGUUUUGAAGAUAUUUUAUCCUCAGAAAUACGUUAAAACUCCUAUAAUAAGUUAUAGUUUCAACAGCUUUCGAGGCGCAAAGUAACUGAAAAACAAAGAAAAUUUUUAGAUUAUUUGACAUCUGUUCAGCCCGCCCGGUUUGCCACACUGUAGAUUUAAAUUGUGCAUACACCGAUUGCGAUUUUUGGCGAUUUCGUCCUUGAUAACGAGUUUUUUGUACUACGUUCAUUGUAUUAAAUAGAAAAAAUGCUUUAAAAUGAUCUAGUAUGGCCAACGGAGACGGCGCAGAGCAAACCGGACGGGUCUCUGAAGGUCUAAAUUGAUUUGAUUUUUAAAGCUAAGAUCCACGAUUCUCCAAAUCAAUUUAGUUGAUUCACGACUGGUUUGAGCCAUCGGAAAAAGAGUCCUGACACGAUAAUUCAUGAGAUAGUGCCUGAUUCUUGGAAAGGGAAAACAGGCCACGCCCCCUUCGCGACACUAGCUAGCCGUGAAUCAGCUAUAGCAAAUAUAUAAAUUAAAUUAAAUUGAAACUGUACGGGUUAAUGAAAAUUUUUCGUGACAUGGUUGUUUGUGAGUCAGAUUAUGAUUUUUUUCAAAAAUUUUUGCUGUUUCUGUGAUUCUCAAUGUUUAAAUUAUUACCGUCACCUAACCGAAGCCUAUUCAUAGUCGAUGACCGGCACCAAGUACGUGGAGGACGCGCGGGAGAAGAAGAGGAAAGCGCCGCCGCCGCUGGAGGAUAACGUCCCCGACGACGGAUCCUCGCCGUCGUUGUCCAUCAUCAGCCAACGCGGCGGCUACCUCUUCUACGACGAGCAGGACUACGAGUACCGGCUGAGGAAUCCGAGAAGAGACUGUCUCCGGUUCGGCGAGAGGGAGCUGUCCUUAAGGUGAUUCCAGUGGUCUUUGAGAAAUUUUACUCCAUCUGAAGAUAUCUCUUUGCUCCUUUGGAUAGGACUGGACGUUUCUCGGCAAUUGUAGGGAUCACUUAAGAGGCCUGAAGCUACUAAAGUGGUCACUAGAAAUGCUCCGAAACGUCCGAUUCGCGUUACCAAUGUACAAGUGUCUAUAGUUUGCUCAUAUUUUGAAUAUCAAGUACAAUAACGUCAUUCGAAAACGCUCUGUGGGUGGCUCGCUCUGUAAUUGGUUCUUCGCGCCAUUAGGGCCGGAGCUUUAGAAGCGACUUGACAUUCAAAAUCUGAACAGACUAUAAAUCGAAAUAUUGAAAGUUCCUUGUCCCAGAGAUUUUUUCGAAAGGUUUUUGAAAGACCUAGCAGCGCCAAGAAGGGUCUAAAUUCAUACAGUAUUUUAACCAGAGAGUACUGUUACCUAAUUUCAGAUGUGCCAAGCCCGGCUGCCGAGCCAACGCGAAGUUGACGAGAAAACAGACGGUGAUCCCGUCGCUCGACGCCGAUCCCCACAACCACGCGCCUCUCAUCGGCAAACUUGUGGUGAAUUUCAUCAUUAUCAUGAAGUGAUCCCUUUAGCGCUUCUCGGUGCUUUCCAGGGGUCGCUUUAGUCGUUUUUACUCCUAUCGAAUCUUUUUGAACGCAGCUUAGUAUUUAGGAACUCCAGGGUGGUCCCUACAGGGGCAACCUCGGAGGCCUCUAGGGGCCAGAAGCUUGCAAAAGUGAUCCCUAUAGGGGACAAUCUAGUUGAUGAUUUUUAAGAACUCUAUGCGAAGAAGCAUUCCCAUGGGAAAAACUGAUAAAAUAAGCGUUUUUUCUAGUGAAAUUGAGAGACCCCUAUGGGGUCCACUUGAGCUUUAGGAUCACCCGAAUUUUAGAGACCACUCUGGAAUUCAUAAGUACCUUACUCGAUUUGAACAUGGUAUGAAAGACAUGUUUAACCAAAACUUCUGCAUUUGGCUUGGACCUUGCAAGUUUUCACGCUGAUUUUGAUUCUUAGCUUAGGAAAAGGUUCGGGAUAUUGAAAAAGAAGAGCGCUGGAAGAAUCUCAUAAAUUUGUUAAACUUCCCUGAAAACUGUAUUUAUCAAGCCUUGCUCAGAACUCGUUCACACCAGCUUCUUCCAAACUUCAACUAACUUUUUUUCAGCGACGCCAGGCCAUCACCAAGCUCAAAAUGGACCGUCUCGCUGGCGUGACUCCAGAAUUGCCGUUGGGCCUUCCGAUGACCGCCUCCUUGCUUCCCAACAAGUCCACAUUGGGUCGAACGUCUCACCCUCCUGCCAAAGGUUCUCUAAGCCUCCAGCCUUCAUAGAAGACGUGAUGACUUCAGAACCCCGUCUGGAGAUUCCAAGUCCUAACGGUUGCCCCUUGACAAACUCCCUCCUGAAGACUUUCGGAUUCGUCGGAACCGCAGAUGAGGACGGAGAUGAGGAAGACGACGAAGAGGAGGAGGAGGAAGAAGACGUCGAGGACGACGUCUUGACGAAGAGUCUUCUGAACACUUUCAAUGAGGAGAAGUUGGUCUUCGAGACGGAUAAGAAAACGUGGUCAACUUUCAGAAAAAGCCCUGUUACGUCGCCGGCGCCUUCAGAGAAAGAAGACGUCGUCAAUGGAACCCAUCGACCUUCUAGACUCGUUCCCAGUGAUGACGGUUGGAGAACUCUCCGCAUCAUUGUUUAUUUUCCAUUUUCAGGCAAAGAUACGGUCCGAAUGGUUCCAGAAGACACGGUGCAGAAGGCGAAUGUGCUGGGUCAGUAAAAUAUGAUAUUUUUCUCAGAGUUCGGUUUCAUUUUUUUUUUUAAUGGAUUGUAGGCACAUAAGUAAUGGAAAGGGUGGAAAAAUACUCCUUUUUUGCUGCCUUUUUGCGCCAUUUCAUCGGCUUUAAUGCACCAUUUUUGCUGCCUCUCCCUUUUUCCAGCAUUCCUUGAGUCUUCAAAAACCCAGAAAACAUGGGAAGGCUCGAUAAAGGGACUCUUUUUGCUCCUUUUCUGAGCCUCUCCCUUUUAGCUGCCAUUAUCAACCCUUCCGAAUUUGCGACAAGUAAAUAUGAGUAAUAUAGUCAUCCAAAAGUCGUCCUUCACUUCCGAAAAUAAUAUUCUCACAUGUUAUAGAGUAAACAAAGAGCUUCUCAUUUUGCAGCCGACCUCGUCCGGGAACAAGCGAUCCGACUCUUGACGAGCCCCGGCGAUCCGACAAAAUUUGACAAACUCUGGUCCGACAUCAUCAAAUGCGUGUACAACUCCGAUAACUGA